GCGGGACUUCGAGCCAUAGCCAAUCGACGCCUAAGGCUGAAGCGCUGAGGCUGGUUGAACGCGUGCGGGGGAGGCGGCUUCUUCCGGCUGGACCGAGGGGUAACUUCGUACGUUGAAGGACACUGUCUGCGGAAUUCUUGCUUUUUGCAAGAUUGAAAUCAUGGCAGGUCCAGAAGCCGACGCCCAAUUCCAAUUCACUGGUAUCAAAAAAUAUUUCAACUCGUAUACGCUCACAGGUAGAAUGAAUUGUGUACUGGCCACAUAUGGAGGCAUUGCUUUGCUGGUCUUAUACUUCAAGUUAAGGUCUAAAAAAACUCCAGCUGUGAAAGCAACAUAAAAGGAUUCUAAGCUGUACUUCAUCUGUUGAUUUCUCAUGCCUGGAGAAGCUAAUGUCAACUCAUCAUGUGAUACUCAAUUUGUACAAUAAAUUAUGAACCUGGAAAA
Messenger RNA from Rhinolophus ferrumequinum (greater horseshoe bat), 444 nucleotides. It is a transcript of the gene ATP5MK, whose product is annotated as ATP synthase membrane subunit k. The transcript is spliced from 4 exons. NCBI's taxonomy places the organism in Eukaryota, Metazoa, Chordata, Mammalia, Chiroptera, Rhinolophidae. The record is from RefSeq and is a predicted model, not a curated record. Bases 161 to 337 code for a protein of 58 amino acids.